AUGAGCCAUGGUGCAGCAAGGUGCUACUCAGCAAAAGUCAAGGACGAACUGAAAAAAAUAAUCAUAGAAGAAGGGGAGGACAUGGGGAGUCAGUUGCCAAUCGUUAUUGCACGAGGUAUGACAGGCGAGUUCCGAGGAUUUGAUCCGAAGAAAAGGAAUGAGUAUAUCUACGAAGUUGUGGCCGGCCAACACAUCGUUACCGCCAAGAAGGAAAUCAACAAGGAGACAGUUGUGGGCAAAGAUACUUGUAUGUGUGCAGUGUAUAUGGGCGUCACAGAAAAGGAAAAAAUGGACUUGGCACUGCACAACGCCACGCUGCAAGCGGUUCCUUACAAUGUCCUGGAUGUGGACGAAAAGAAACAUCGAGUUUUAAAACAUCUGGUGCGAAUGGGAUCUGAGGUUGUUAAGGCAUUUCUGGACGUGGCUCGAACCAUGGAGAAUGAUGAUCGAGGAAGUGUUGAGAAGAAGCUGCAUCAUCUGCGAGGACUUCUGGGAAAUCAUAAUCUCACCACCACUGACUUCCUGGACAACCUACAGUUCGUGAAGGAUGGAGUUUGUGGCUUUGCCGAAUUACGACAGAAGCUUGAGCUUGCGGUAAGAAUGAAGACGCUGAGAACUUCGUUUGCGAGUAUUGCCAAUGAGGAUGAGGAUGUCAUUGUUCGUGCAUACUCGGAGUGUGUAUCUAACGAUGCUCUCAGGCCAUUUCUGAAGAUGAAGCAAGCAGAAAGCAGCAAGGAAUGGAAUAAUUACGUGCAGGUUUGCUUAGAAUGUCACGGAACCAAAUUAAUCCAAACAUCAGAAAAGAUGGAGCUGAAAAGCAUUCCAGAAACCCCGAUGGAGGUGAAAGAGGGCUCCAUUCACCGCCCUUUCUGUGCGGCGAUACUCUCCAUCCAGGUCAUUCAUGUCAAUCGAUGUCUGCUGGGGAUUCUUAACCAUCAAGGCCGCAACGGGGGAGAGAAGGGAAUACCCAUAGCCUUUGUGACGGACAGUCUUUGCGAGGCAGCUAAGACUGAGCUGGCGCUUCAGGAACACAAUCUGAAAACACAGUCAGCAGUGCUAAGCAAGGCCAGGAGUAAAGGACCCCUUUUCGUGCAAGCCCACAGGUAUUGCGUCAUUGGCAGCAGCUCAGAGGUUCCUUUAUCUACGUCAAUCGUCAGUCUGAAGGAACUCUUGGAUAGCUUCGGAAAGCCAAAUCAAUGGAUUCUAUCCAAUGUGGAGCAUUUGAAGGAUUUGGACGUCUCGAAGUCUAUGAAAAUAUUAUCACCUGUCGAUUUGGAUGUUACGUUGGAGGAAGAGAUGGAAAAAUGCACUAGCAAUGUUCAAGAGGAUCCUUUAAAGAACCCUGAACAGGGAGAGCACAACUCUAGUGGAAAUGACAAUUUUGAACUAGAGACUGAAAGUCCAGUUGGUGACAAAAUAUUUGAGGAGUACCUGAAGAACGAAGACACCAACAUAUUUGGACAUGAAUACAUCGAUCUAUGGACUUCAUCGCUCCUCUCCUUCCCCGGUAUCAAUAUGGAAACAAUAGAACACACCGUGGUCGCAGAUGAAUGUGGGCCUGGGCGCACUUACAGUGACAGAGAUCUAUCAUCUGACGAUUAA
Darwinula stevensoni is the source of this 1602-nucleotide messenger RNA. Lineage: Eukaryota; Metazoa; Arthropoda; Ostracoda; Podocopida; Darwinulidae. The record is from the annotation of a GenBank genome assembly.